UCGGAUUUAACACUCACAGCUGAACUCUGAUUAGAAAUUGGAAAAAAAUUCGUAGACUGAUAAAUGUGAAUGAAGAAUGUGUUUUCCAGCAGCUUUGGCACUUCCAUCACUUCCCACUCUCGAGCCGUCUUCUUCCAAUUCUACCUCUAAUUGGAGUGGAAAGGACGAAGAUCCAAAUAAGGGUCAAGCGGUGAAAUUGUCAUUACCAGCUUAUAAAUGGCGUUUUGUUAUUGCUUACGACGGUACCAGAUUCUCAGGAUGGCAGUAUCAGCAGUCAACACCUACUAUACAGUGCAUUCUGGAAGAAGCUCUGACUAAAAUAACAAAAUUAAACCGCAAAGAUCUUUGUUCAGUUGGUGCAAGUCGAACAGAUGCAGGAGUUCAUGCAUGGGGUCAGGUGGGACACUUCAUUACGCCUUUCAACUAUGAAACGUUAGAAGGCGUUCACCAAGGUUUAAAUGGUCUUCUUCCUCUUGAUAUCAGAGUUAGAGAAAUUAGCCCUGCGGUGCCUGAAUUUCAUGCUCGUUUCUCUGUCACAAGCAAGAUUUAUUGCUACCAAGUGUAUAAUUCCACUAUCAUGGACCCAUUCACGAGGCACUAUGCUUACCAUAGCACAUAUAAACUUGAUGCUGCUGUCAUGAGAGAGGCUGCAGGGCAUUUCUUGGGGAAACAUGACUUUUCUGCCUUCGCCAAUACAUCACGAAAUGACCGGGUGCCAAAUCCAGUGAAGACGAUUUUUCGCUUUGAUGUUGUUGAAAAGGGACCUCUUUUGCGGCUUGAAGUUGAAGGAUCUGGUUUCCUAUAUAGACAAGUUCGGAACAUGGUUGCUUUGCUGCUUCAAGUUGGAAGACAAGCAGUUCCACCAGAUAUUGUUGUUAGGAUUUUGGAAUCUCGUGAUAGGAAGGAACUUGCGAAGUAUGCCUUGCAAGUUCCACCUCACGGCCUUUGUCUCGAGACUAUCAACUAUAAAGAAGAACAUCUCAGACUUCCAACAGAUUCCCCUGCAAGUAGUUUUGGUAGGCACCAUAGUAUAAGCUAUUGUAAGGUGCCAUUCAUAUGACUAGUCGAUAAUUUAAAAAAUGAAAGCAUGUACAAUGAAUUCUGCCCUUUUUAACACAUCCAUAAAAAGCAUUUGCUGUCUUGGUAGCCA
Molecule: messenger RNA, 1150 nt
Organism: Nicotiana tabacum (common tobacco)
Lineage: Eukaryota; Viridiplantae; Streptophyta; Magnoliopsida; Solanales; Solanaceae
Biological process (GO): tRNA pseudouridine synthesis
Molecular function (GO): RNA binding; pseudouridine synthase activity
Source: RefSeq, a predicted model, not a curated record